This is a messenger RNA of Drosophila novamexicana, 4975 nucleotides long. It is a transcript of the gene pk, whose product is annotated as protein prickle. NCBI's taxonomy places the organism in Eukaryota, Metazoa, Arthropoda, Insecta, Diptera, Drosophilidae. The transcript has 6 exons. The annotation marks the transcript as partial. The record is from RefSeq and is a predicted model, not a curated record. Gene Ontology annotation, molecular function: zinc ion binding.
AAUUACAAGCCCAGAACAAUAAUAAUAAGCAGCAACAGCAACAUGAGCAGCCUGUCAGCAGCAGCAGCAGCAACAACUGCAGCAACAGCAACAGCAACAGCAGCGGCAACAACGGGCAGCCUGGAGCCGGCGGUGGUGCCACGUACCGCCAAUUUGCUGGCAUGCAAACAAUGGUGGCGCGUCUGCUUCUUGUAUGGCGACCAGCAGAAAUAUUAUCGACAGCUCUAUAGCAAGGCGGCUGCCCAGCGGCUGGCGGCCAGUGGCGGCAGCGCCAACGAGGCUAAUCAUGAAAAUGACAAUGCCAGCAGCAGCAGUAACAACAACAAUAACUGCCAAUUGACGGGAACGGGCGAUGACUACGAUACGGUUGGCUUUGGCACUGGCGAUUGCGAUUUUAUCGCAGUGCAAUUAGAUGCCAGCGAAGAUGCGGACGAUGGCAUCGAUCUGGGCGAUAGCAACCAGCAGCAGCAUCCAACCACCGGCAGAAAGUGCACAGCAACCAGCAAUAAUGCGGCAGCAGCAGCAACAAGCAGCAGCCGUCCGUUGUUUCCCGCCAAAUGCGAAACGUCGGGAACAACGCCACGUCGCAGCAAAAAGCUGCUGCGCUCGCUGCGUGCUCAUGUCAAGGGCGAGGCCAGGCACAAGGAUCAGCAGCAGCAGCAGCAACAGCAGCAGCUGCCUCAACAGUCGCCGCCAGAGGAGCCCACCAAGCGCAAUGCCAAGGUAACUGUGCUGGACGAUCCCUUUUUGUUUGGCAUCGAUGCGGAUCAUUUGGGCGACUUGAUUCGCGGCAAGCACUACAGCACGGCGGAUGCCACCGAGCACAUAGCCAAGUACUAUGGCAUGCACCUGGAGGCGCAAGCCGAGCUGGAAAACACUGGAACCACUUGCACCGCUCAGGUGCUGGAGAUAAUCGAGCAGUCCGAGGAGGAGCUGCUCGAGGAGGAGCCCAAGCCAGCGUUGCCGCCCAAGCAGAAACAACAGCGUGCUGCACCGCCGCCGCCCGCACGCACCACAAUUGGAUCCACAGCCGCACCCGCACCCUCUGCUGCACUGCAGCCGCUUACCGCCAGCGAUCUAAAGUUUCUGAACUUGAGCCUGCGCCAGCGCAGCCUGCCGCGCAGCAUGAAGCCGUUUAAGGAUCCGCACGAUAUCAGUUUCACUUUCAAUGAGCUCAACAGCUCCAACUGCAGCAACGCACAGCCGCCGGAAGUGGUUGUCGGCAUGGCUGAAAUGGACACGGCAGCAGGAGCUGCCGGAGCAGGAGCAGCAGGCGCAUCCACACAGCAGGAGUCAAAUGAGCCCAUAAGUCGCACGCCGCUAACGCAGAUCUCCUAUCUGCAGAAGAUACCCACGUUGCCGCGCCACUUCUCGCCCAGCCAGGGACAUGGCACGUUGCCAGCAAUCCAGCCAGCGCUGAGCAAUCUCGGUCUGCCCAGCAGCUCCUCGGCGAGCGCUUUGUAUGCGGCACAGAAUGCGGGCAUGUUGCCCACAUCGCCGCUGCCGUUGCAGCGGCACCAGCAAUACUUGCCGCCGCAUCAUCAGCAGCUGCCCAUGCAGCUGCCGCCAGCCGUGGGAGCAGCUGUUGCCGCACAGUAUUCGCCCGCCGGCUCGGGCUGCUCCGGCAAUGUGAAGUAUACCAAUGCGCAACAUGGACACCAGCUGCAGCAGCAUCCACAUCCACAUCAUCAACUGUCGCCGGCGCUGUCGACACCGUCGCCGCCAUCGCUGCUGCACCAUCCAGCGGGCCACUGCUCCUCCUCGUCCUCGUCGGCGGCGGCAGCAGCGGCCGCAGCGGCAGCGCAUGCGCCCUUUCUGGCCGGGCCGCACAUGGACAUGCAGCGACAGUCGCACUCGGACGAUGACAGCGGCUGUGCGCUCGAAGAGUACACAUGGGUGCCGCCUGGCCUGCGACCGGAUCAGGUUCGCUUGUAUUUCUCGCAAAUACCCGACGACAAAGUGCCAUACGUCAACAGUCCCGGAGAGCAGUAUCGUGUGCGACAAUUGCUGCAUCAACUGCCGCCGCAUGAUAACGAGGUUCGUUACUGUCACUCACUGACGGAUGAGGAGCGCAAGGAGCUGCGUUUGUUUUCCACACAGCGCAAACGUGAUGCACUCGGACGCGGCAAUGUGAGACAGCUGAUGAGCGCACGUCCAUGCGAUGGCUGCGACGAGCUGAUUUCCACUGGCGACAUUGCGGUCUUUGCCACGCGCCUCGGCCCCAAUGCCAGCUGGCAUCCGGGCUGCUUUACGUGCUGCAUUUGCCGUGAGCUGCUCGUGGAUCUCAUCUAUUUCCAUCGGGAUGGGCGCAUGUAUUGUGGCCGCCAUCACGCGGAGACGCUGAAGCCGCGCUGCUCCGCCUGCGAUGAGAUUAUCCUGGCGGAUGAGUGCACCGAGGCCGAGGGACGUGCCUGGCACAUGAAUCACUUCGCCUGCCACGAGUGCGACAAGCAGCUGGGCGGCCAGCGGUACAUAAUGCGGGAGGGCAAACCGUACUGUCUGCUUUGCUUCGAUGCGAUGUUUGCCGAAUAUUGUGACUACUGUGGCGAAGCGAUUGGCGUGGAUCAGGGCCAGAUGAGUCAUGAUGGCCAGCAUUGGCAUGCCACCGAUGAGUGCUUCUCGUGCAACACCUGCCGCUGCUCGCUGCUGGGUCGCGCCUUUUUGCCGCGCCGUGGCGCCAUCUAUUGCUCGAUAGCCUGCAGCAAGGGCGAGCCACCGACGCCGUCGGAUAGCUCCGGCACGGGCAUGUAUACCACGCCCACGCCGCCGGCGCAGCGUGUGCGGCCGCAACAGACGCGCAUACCCAGCAGCCACGCCUCCAGCUCGCCGCCCAUGUCGCCGCAGCAGCAGCAACAGCAUCAGGCCAGCUUCAAUCAGGCCAUGUACCAACUGCAGAGCCAGCAGCUGGCCGCAGGCGUGGCCGGCAAUGAGCUGCCGGGCGGCCUGUUAGUGGCGCAUGCCAAGCAGAGCUAUGCCACCUCAGACUCGGACGCGGGCGUUGUCAAGGAUCUGGAGCAGGUUGGGCACAAUGCGGUCGCCGGUGGCGGCGGGGGAGGCGGGGAUUUUACCGAUUUCUCCAGCUCGCAGAAUAUGUCGCCGUUGAACUCGCCCGGCGACUUCCAGCCGCAUCUAAUGCCCAAGCCCAUGGAGCUGCAGCGCGACGGUGUCUACAACUUCAACGAGAUGGCCACCAAUUUGGAUGCAGCGUGGCCGGCCAAGCCGCCGCUGGGCGGCACGCACAGCUAUCAGCUGCAACGGCAGCUGCAACAGGUCUCCAAAAUGGACAACUCCAUCACCUCCAGCAUGCCGGAGCUGGGCGUGGUCGGUGCUCAGCACCUGGCGCACUUUGCACAGCAGCUGCCGCCGGCGCCGCCGCUGCACGCUUCCGCACAGCAGUUCCAUGCGUCGCAGCACGAGUAUGCGGACAUAUUGCAUCCGCCGCCAGCACCGCCGCCGGUUGGUGAGCUGCCCGAGCUGCCCACGCCCAAUCUGAGUGUGGCCUCAACGGCGCUGCCGUCAGAGCUGAUGGGCUCGCCUACGCACUCCGCCGGCGAUCGGUCGCUGCAAACGCCGCUGUCGACGCAAUCGGCGACGCAGCCGCCCACGCAUCCCGUUUCCAUAUUGAGCGGCGCCAGCUCCUCCUCUCCCAUGAGCGGUGAGCCGACCAAGAAGAAGGGCGUGCGCUUCGAGGGCAUACCCGACACGCUGCCCCGCUCGCGCAGCUACUCCGGCAAUGGCGCCGGCACCAGCGGCGCUGGCGAAAGGGACCGAGAGCGGGACAGAGAGAGGGACAGAGAUAGGGAUAGGGACAGGGCCGGGGACAGGGAGCGGGAUGUCAAUCGACAUGGACAUGGGCACUCUUCGCGGCGCCGUCGUCGUCGCAAGUCCUCGAGCCACCAUCGCAGCGGUAGCGGGCAUCGCUCGCACUCGACCACGCGUGCCGAUACCUAUGCACCGGCCCAGCCGCUGUCCUCCUCCUACCAGGGCCCGCCCUCGGUGUUGCAGGCCAGCGCAUUGGCCGAGCACGAGUCACCGCACAAGUCCCCGCGCCAGCAGCGUGAACGGGAACGCGAACGGGAGCGGGAGCGCGAUGAAUCCGAGGAAUCGGAUGUGUGCUCCACCUGUUCGUCCAGCUCAUCCAGCUCCGAGGAUUACAUGAUGAUGUAUCAGCUGCCGCAGAGGCGCCACUAUGGCGGCGUACGCGUCAGCUAUGUGCCCAACGACGCCCUGGCCUACGAUCGCAAGCGCAAGCCCACAGACCCGAGCGGCGCUGACAAGGACAAAAAUUGUAUCAUCUCGUGAUCCAAGCCGGCGGCCAUUUUAAUUAGCGCUGAUUGCGCGCCUGCCUGAUAAUAAAUGAGGCGCCUCAAGCGCCCUUUACUAACGAAGCAGCCACCAGGUGGUCAUCAAUUUUCAAUAUAUACACAUACACACACAUACAUACUCUUACCGAUACAGAGAGUGAAGCAUAGCCGAGAGCAGAACUCAUAUCCCGCACUUUUACAAAGCAAUAAAGUUCAACUUGAGAUUUAAGACGCGCCUAGUUAAGCAUUGGAAACUACAAAUGAGAUACAAUACGAGAGGAAGGACUCUCCUCAAUACUGUUCCAAAAAUAUAUAGCACAUCCCUAAUUAAGCGAAUCAAACUAAGAUAAGUCCUAUAUAUAUAUAUAUAUAUAUGCAUACCUAUUUUUAUAUGCGAUGAAUACUCUUAAGGCAAGAGAACUAUAUAAUUAACUUAUACCUACAACAACAUAUACAUAUAUAUAUAUAUAUAUAUAUAUAUAUAUAUAUACUACAUAUAUUUACAGAUUUGUAUUUAUUGAAAUUAAGUUUUAUGCAGCAACUAUUUACACACGAUCAACUUUUAAUUAACUGACUUUUAGUUCAGUAGGAAAAAGCCGUUGCGAUAAGAUUUGGCUAAAGAAACUUACAAUAAUUCUAGACUAAGAACUAAUUUGUACAAGACCCUAUGA